This is a messenger RNA of Ostertagia ostertagi, 222 nucleotides long. NCBI's taxonomy places the organism in Eukaryota, Metazoa, Nematoda, Chromadorea, Rhabditida, Trichostrongylidae. The record is from the annotation of a GenBank genome assembly.
AUGGCUCAUGACAUUGUGGCAAAAAUUAUAUGGAGCGAUUUAUUCAAGCCAGUGGGUAGCCGAUUUCCAAUAGAAUGGAGCACUUUCCAACCACAGUUAUGGGUUUGUCCUCCUGAGGACUGUCCGUAUUUGCGAACUCCUUUGAAUUCGAAAAACUGCUCACUCUCAAAUGAACAGCCAACGCUCAUGCCAAAAAUUCGCAAAGUUGUUUAUGAUAGGACG